AUGAAUUUCUUUAAAAAGGCUCCUACUGUAAAAGAACAACAAAGGCAAAAUGAUCGAGAACUUCGUAAAGCUGGCAGAGAUUUAGAGAGGGACAAAGUGGCUCUAGAAAGAGAAGAAAAAAAAUUGGAAAUGGAAAUAAAGAAGAAUGCAAAAGAGGGAAACAAUGAAGGUUGCAAAAUUCUUGCUAAACAGUUAGUUCAACUGAGAAAGCAAAAGACGAGGAUAUAUUCUGCUAAUAGUAAGAUAUCAAGCGUUCAAAUACAUAAUAAAGCAAUGGGUGCUAACAUUGCAAUAGCUGGAGCAAUGGGAACAACUGCUAAAACAAUGGGAAAUAUCAACAAAGUGAUGAAUCCACACCAGAUUGCUAAAGACAUGGAAGCCUUCAAACAGGCUAAUGCCAAGAUGGAUAUGACAGAUGAACUAAUUUCAGAGACACUUGAUGAUAUUAUGGAUGAGUCAGGAGACGAACAAGAAACUGAAGGAAUUGUAAACCAAGUUCUUGACGAGAUUGGUAUUGAAAUAAGUGGAAAGAUGGCUGAUGCCCCAUCUGUGUCUCGCAACAAAAUUGCGUCUACUGCAGAUGCCGAUAAAGAGCUGAUGGCACAGUUAGCUAAACUAAAAUCU
Molecule: messenger RNA, 624 nt
Organism: Iphiclides podalirius (scarce swallowtail)
Lineage: Eukaryota; Metazoa; Arthropoda; Insecta; Lepidoptera; Papilionidae
Source: the annotation of a GenBank genome assembly